AUAAGAUAAAAUUCUUUAACAACGGCAAACUAUUAGAUUUUGACGCUUUUUAUUCUUAUGGUUACAUGAGACAAUAAAAUAAAGAAUAUUACCAAUAUAUAAUAAAUUCAGUAGAAGCAGCAAAUAAAAUAGUUUUUCAUAGUUUUAGAGUUAUAUAAAUUUUAGAAAAUAAAUUACUUUAAGCAAAUGCAUUUGCACAUGCAGGAGUUCCUAUUCCUAAGACAUUUUGUGGUUUUUACAUAGAUGCCGUUAAAUAAAUGUAUAAAUAAAACUUCACCAAAAAUUCAGUUAUUAAAACCCUUUCUGAUUAUGGUGGAGACGGCGUUAAAUUAUCAAAACACCCAGAUGAAGGAGUUACGACUGUUUCUAAAAUUCAAUGGGAUAAUAAAGCUACCUUAUCCCAAGAAUUUAUAGAUGAUACUUGGGGAAAAUCUAUUAGAGUAUUGGUUAUUAAUGGUAAAGGGUACGCCUGUGCUGAAUAUUAAGAUUUGUCUUAAGAUUUUAGAUCUAAUGUUAGUUAUCAUGAAAACUUUAAACUAGUUUCUAAAAUGUAAGAUCCUAGGUUAAAAGAAUAUUAUAAUAUUGCGGAAAAUGCAGUUCAUGCGAUAGAAGAUAAUAUUUUGAUUGCUGGAGUAGAUGUAUUAGAUUCUAAAAAGCAUGGGCUUGUUGUUCUUGAAAUUAAUUGCUGGCCUGAUUUGUAUGAUAUUUAAGAAGCUACUAAACUUGAGGUUUUUAAUUAUUUGGUUGAAUAAUUAUAUG
Molecule: messenger RNA, 759 nt
Organism: Ichthyophthirius multifiliis
Lineage: Eukaryota; Ciliophora; Oligohymenophorea; Hymenostomatida
Exons: 1
Source: RefSeq, a predicted model, not a curated record